UUUGUUGUGUGUGUCUAUAUAAUUUCUUGUCUCAUUGUCUAAGUUGCAUCGCAAAGUGAAACAAGAAAGAGUUGGCUUGAACCACACGUCCUUCUUCCCAUAAAGAAACUUAUUUUCUUAAAAAAAAAUGCAAACUGUUUUGGCUAAGAGGAUGGACACAGUGAAGUCGAGAUUCAAGAGGGUUUGUGUGUUCUGUGGAAGCAGUAGCGGAAACAGAGAGUGUUACAGAGCUGCUGCCAUUGAUCUAGCUGAAGAGCUGAUUACGAGAAGAUUGAAUCUUGUGUAUGGAGGAGGAAGCAUUGGUCUCAUGGGUUUGGUCUCACAAGCUGUUCAUGAGGCUGGAGGUCAUGUGCUAGGGAUCAUACCAAGGACUCUGAUGGACAAAGAGAUCACUGGAGUAACAUAUGGUGAGGUAAGAGCUGUGGCUGAUAUGCAUCAAAGGAAAGCCGAAAUGGCGCGCCACUCUGAUUGUUUCAUUGCAUUACCAGGUGGGUAUGGAACACUGGAGGAGUUGUUGGAAGUAAUAACAUGGGCACAACUUGGAAUCCACGACAAGCCUGUGGGUUUGUUAAAUGUGGAUGGUUAUUACGAUUACCUCCUCACUUUCAUUGAUAAAGCCGUUGAUGAUGGUUUUAUCAGGCCAUCUCAGCGCCACAUCUUUGUCUCUGCCCCUGAUGCCAAAGAACUUGUUCAAAAACUUGAGGCAUAUGAGCCUGUGAGUGAUGGAUCCAUAGCAAAAUCAAAGUGGGAAGCUGAGAAGAAAGUGCAACAGCAGCAACAACAACAAGUUGUGUUCUGUUCUAACACAAGCAUGCAGACAGAGAUUUCUCUUUAGACUUUUAGAGGGUCUUUUGUCGAAAGAAUAUUCAAGGUCCAGGGAUAAAAGUCAGUGGGAAUUAUAAGUUUGUUGUACUGCAUAUUAUUUUGCUCCUACCAACUAAAUUUCUAAUUUUAGAUUAAGGAAA
Molecule: messenger RNA, 965 nt
Organism: Raphanus sativus (radish)
Lineage: Eukaryota; Viridiplantae; Streptophyta; Magnoliopsida; Brassicales; Brassicaceae
Product: cytokinin riboside 5'-monophosphate phosphoribohydrolase LOG5
Exons: 7
Coding region: 128-835 (235 amino acids)
Biological process (GO): cytokinin biosynthetic process
Cellular component (GO): nucleus; cytosol
Molecular function (GO): hydrolase activity, hydrolyzing N-glycosyl compounds
Source: RefSeq, a predicted model, not a curated record